Nicotiana attenuata is the source of this 1254-nucleotide messenger RNA. RefSeq lists its product as uncharacterized. Lineage: Eukaryota; Viridiplantae; Streptophyta; Magnoliopsida; Solanales; Solanaceae. The transcript is spliced from 2 exons. Bases 1 to 1254 code for a protein of 417 amino acids. The record is from RefSeq and is a predicted model, not a curated record.
AUGUCUCCUGCUUCCGACAUUACUGAAACUCCACUCGCCCAUAGCUCAUCUUCAACAACAUCAGGCAAUGGAAAUAUUAUUGAUUUCACUCAUCCCUACUUUCUUCAUGCUUCUGAUGCACUAGGUAUGAUACUGGUGAACACACCAUUUGAUGGUCAUGGAUAUGCUGGAUGGAGCAGAUCCAUCUUAAUCUCCCUUUCAGCCAAGAACAAAUUGGGUUUCAUUGAUGGUCUGGAGCAUAGGUUUGGGCAACCUAAUAGAGCCAAGUUAUACCACUUACAAAAAGAACUAGCUGAUUUAGUUCAAGGGUUAGCUGAUAUUGCUACUUAUUUCACUAGAAUGAAGCGACUAUGGGAUGAAUUAUACAGUCUCAACACUGAUAUGCACUGGUCAUGUAAUUGUGAUUGUGGUGGAAAGAAGAAAAUGCAACAUUUUAAGGAAGAUGAGAGACUCAUUCAAUUCCUCAUGGGAUUGAAUAAGACUUAUGGACUGGCUAGAAGCAAUAUACUCAUCGUUAAACCACUAUCCUUAGCCAAUCAAGCAUACUCACUUCUUAUGCAAGAUGAGAAUCAAAGGGAGAUCCAUGUCAAUUGUCAAUUACCAACAGAUGGUGCUUCAUUCAUGGUGAGAAACCAAGGAUCUCAGAAUUAUCAGAAUUUUGUAGGAUCUCACUUCAACUCUCAACAGAAAAGUGGAAACAAUUCCUAUAAAGGAAAUCAUGGACAUAAAGGAAAGAAAAACACACAAAUGUGUUCCUACUGUAAGAUGACUAAUCACACAAUUGACAAAUGUUACAGACUUGUGGGAUUCCCUGGUGACUUCAAAUUUACUAAAAACAAAAGGGUUCAAAAUUCACCAAAGGGUAACUCAGCUGCUACAGUGGAAGAUACAGGGGUAAUUCACAGCAGCAUGGCAGAAGGACCUCAGUUUUCUCAUAAACUAAUAUCAGAUCAAUUCAAUCAAUUGGUUAAUCUUCUGAAUCAAAUACAAACAGGACAGGGAACUACUCAGGAAGUUAAUGCAAAUUCUGUUGUUGGUAUAUUGUUUACUAAUUCUCCAUCAUGUUAUUCAGUUACUAAUUCUAAACUUGCCAACUCAUGGAUCAUAGAUUCAGGGGCAACUGAGCAUAUGUAUUUUAAUGCCAAAUCAUUCUUAUUCUUAGUACUAUUACCUACUCCUCUAAUGGUAAAAUUGCCUAACUCUUCUAGGGUAAAUGUCACUCAAGCUGAAGUAUUUCUAUUUUUCCAGGUUUAG